UUUCCGAGAGCUGAGAAAGUCGGAAAGCAGCAGAAAACACGCGUUGAAAUCCCUAGACGCCUGUUCCGAGGCUAUACGACACCGAUCCAAACGAACCCUCGGCCACGAUCCGUAAAAAAUUCGUGCUAUUCCGCUAGAUAAUUUUGUUUAUUCAAGAAGAGAAAAUCAAGAAAACUAGAGCAUAAGAACAAGGGAAGAGGAGAGAAAGAUCAAGAAUCCUGAAAUGGGGAGGGGUAAGAUUGAAAUCAAGAGGAUCGAGAACACCACAAACCGUCAGGUUACUUUCUGCAAGCGAAGGAAUGGCCUUCUCAAGAAAGCCUAUGAAUUAUCUGUUCUCUGUGAUGCUGAAGUCGCCCUCAUUGUCUUCUCAAGCCGCGGCCGUCUCUACGAAUACUCCAACAACAGCAUAAAAGCAACAAUAGAGAGGUAUAAGAAGGCAUGUGCAGAUAGUUCUAACACCACCUCCAUCACACAAGCCAAUUCCCAAUACUAUCAACAAGAAGCAGCGAAGCUACGCCAGCAAAUACAAAUCUUACAAAAUGCAAAUCGGCACUUAAUGGGCGAUGCUUUGAGUUCACUCACCGUUAAGGAACUCAAGCAACUCGAGAACAGACUCGAACGAGGAAUCACACGUAUCAGAUCAAAGAAGCAUGAAUUGUUAUUCGCAGAAAUUGAAUACAUGCAGAAAAGGGAAGUGGAGCUACAGAAUGAUAACCUGUACCUUCGAGCUAAGAUAGCUGAAAACGAGCGGGCCCAGCAAGCAAAUGUGCUACCGGCGCCUGAGUUCGACACGCUGCCGUCAUUCGACUCUAGGAACUACUUCGAAGCAAACAUGCUGGAGGCAGCAUCCCACUAUUCGCAUCAAGAUCAAACAGCCCUUCAUCUUGGGUAAUUUGGAUGGAGAAUAAGUACUUCAGAUGAUUUAAAUAAGUAUAUAUGCAUUCAAAUGUAUAAUUGUCUUCUUUAGUUAUCUGAUUAAUCUUUAUAUGUUAAUGUUCCUAUGCAUACAUGCAUGCAUGUAUGCAUGCACACAUGUAUACGCAUGCAUGUAUGUAAAAAAAAAACCAAGGUGUGUAUCAAGUCACAAGAGUAUGCUUGUGAACUUUUCAUGGAGACCAUGUUUCUAUUCAUUUAUUAUAUGAUUUGAUAAAAUUACCUCA
Magnolia sinica is the source of this 1160-nucleotide messenger RNA. RefSeq names its product agamous-like MADS-box protein AGL11. Gene Ontology annotation, cellular component: nucleus. The record is from RefSeq and is a predicted model, not a curated record. Gene Ontology annotation, biological process: positive regulation of transcription by RNA polymerase II. Gene Ontology annotation, molecular function: RNA polymerase II cis-regulatory region sequence-specific DNA binding; protein dimerization activity; DNA-binding transcription factor activity, RNA polymerase II-specific. The coding region runs from base 224 to 892 and encodes 222 amino acids. The transcript is spliced from 9 exons. NCBI's taxonomy places the organism in Eukaryota, Viridiplantae, Streptophyta, Magnoliopsida, Magnoliales, Magnoliaceae.